AACUAUAAGGGCCAUUCAGGAUUUGCGGUGGUGGAGUUCAAUAGAGACUGGCCUGGAUUUCACAACGCCAUGAUGUUUGAGAAAUCUUACGAAUCAAACCAAAAGGGCAAGAGGGAUUACUUUUCACCAAAGCACAUUGGAGAUGUGCUAUUUGGAUGGGUUGCUCGCGAUGAGGACUUCCACUCUAACAGUAUAGUUGGUGAACAUCUCCGGAAGACUGGCGAUCUGAAAAGUAUUUCUGAAAUUGAAGCUGAGUGUAAGCGGAAAAAUACAAAGCUUGUGACGAAUUUGACUAACAUGAUCGAGGUAAAGAAUAAGCGGCUUAAGGAAAUUGAGUGCAAAUACAACGAAACUUUAAUGUCACUGAGCGAGUGGAUGAGUGAGAAAGAUAAGAUGCACAAAGCUUACAAUGAAGAGAUAACAAAGAUGCAGCAGAAAGCGUGCAGCCAACUUGAAAGUAUUUUGGAGGACCAUGAACAUAUUAAUAAGCAAAUCGAAUUGCAGAGCAAAGAGCUUGCGCGGCGUGAGAAAGAACUGGAGAAACGGGAGGCCCGAAAUGAAGAUGAGAGGAGGAAGCUAGACUCUGAGAAGAAAAUGAAUGAGAGAGCUACCUUGGAGCAAAAGAUAGCAGAUGAAAACCUUCUAAGGCUGGCAGAAGAUCAAAAAAGAGAAAAAGAAAACCUUCAUGCAAGAAUUUUGGAAUUACAGAAGAAAAUUGAUGCCCGGCAAGCCCUGGAGUUGGAGGUAGAGCGUAUGAGAGGGGCAAUACAAGUUAUUGGACACAUGGGUGAGGACGGGGAUUUGGAACUGAAGAAGAAGAGGGAUGCACUUCAACAAGAUUUAGCAGAAAAGGAGCAAGACCUCAAAGAUCUAGAAUCCCUGAGUCAAGCUCUCACUAUAAAGGAACGCAAAAGCAAUGAUGAGGUUCAACAAGCUCGCAAGGAGUUAAUUAAUGUGUUUUUAACAAACCAAGUUAUUAAAAAGCGAAUUGGCUGCUUCCGAGAGCAAGUCAAGUCCUAGAGAAUGGAAGGAUUCAAAAAGGUGGACCCUGUGAGGCCAUCUUCAUAACCAUGCUGCCAAGCUAUAGUAGUGUCUAAUCCUCUUAUCACUUCACAAUUUGUAGACAUGAUUUAUGAGAUGGUUUCUCCAGAUGGAAGUAACACAAAUAUCUCAGUGGUUAUGAUCCUUAUGAAUCUUCUUCCUACAAUAGAUAUGCUGUAGUUCCAUUGGUAGCCCACACACUGAAAUUACAA
This is a messenger RNA of Rhododendron vialii, 1253 nucleotides long. Its product is annotated as factor of DNA methylation 4-like. The transcript is spliced from 5 exons. Bases 70 to 1020 code for a protein of 316 amino acids. Lineage: Eukaryota; Viridiplantae; Streptophyta; Magnoliopsida; Ericales; Ericaceae. The record is from RefSeq and is a predicted model, not a curated record. Gene Ontology annotation, biological process: gene silencing by siRNA-directed DNA methylation.